AUGUAUAAGCUUCUCAGCGAGCAACGUGAAGGAGAAGUCAAGAGCCUUCCAGCCGAGCUGGACGCAACUCAGAAGGAACAUGCCGACCUGUUGGAACAGGUAAGAAUCUUUGAAGUUAGUGAUGAUGAGCUAGAAACGGUGUCUAACUCUCAGAAUCCUCAGGUCCAGCAGAAGAUUGAUCGAGUCGACCAGCUCCGGGCUGAGAUGGAUGAAGUCAAGGCCAUGGCCGAGGAGUGGAAAGGCAAAAUGGACCGAUUGGCUUCGGAAAAGGAGACUGCCCGGGAGCAGUUGGCUUCGGCGGAGGCCCAACUUCGAUCCGCGAAGGAGAAGGUUGAGAUCCGAUCUCAUGAAAUCAAAAACCUCCAGUCUCAACUAGGCUCGGCCAUUGCCACCCGGGACACCCUUGUCAAGGAGCUCGAAGCAGCCAAGUUAGAGGUGGAAAUGACUAGGGAUGAAGCUGAAGAGAUGGUGACCCAGUACAAAGCCGAUGCUGAGGCAGCUCAGGAACGCCUAAAGGCCAUAGUCGAAUAUCUGAAGUGGCAGUCCCGGAGGGAGGCGAUUUAUCGGUCGAGCUUGAUAAUUUUAUGA
Messenger RNA from Nicotiana tabacum (common tobacco), 588 nucleotides. The record is from RefSeq and is a predicted model, not a curated record. Lineage: Eukaryota; Viridiplantae; Streptophyta; Magnoliopsida; Solanales; Solanaceae.